AUGGCCAAGUCUGGUAUUAUUCGAGACAUCAUUGUCACUCCAGUGGCGUUUCACGACAUGCCACUGUUGAAUAGCGUGGGCGUACAUGAGCCAUUCGCACUUCGCAGUAUUUUACAAUUGGUCACGGAAACAGAUGUGUACGGCCUUGGGGAAUCUUAUGGGGAUGAUGCGCACCUAGAUCGUCUCAAACGGGCGGCUGACGCCAUCAUAAGUUUGAAGACUUCGGCCUAUGAUCUCAACGGUAUAUAUAAAGCCUGUGUUGGUUCUCUUCACAGCACCGACACCUCGGGCGGUGAUGGCAUGGCGGGUAUGGUUACGACUGCCUCAACAACCGACAAGGUCUUUAGUCCCUUUGAGGUCGCUUGUCUCGACAUUCAGGGAAAACUAUCAGGAGUUCCAGUGAGUGACCUCCUCGGAGGCUGCGUGAGGGACUCUGUACCCUACUCGGCAUAUCUGUUUUACAAGUGGGCCGGUCAUCCUGGUGAGCCAGACGACGAGUUUGGAGAGGCUCUGGAUCCCGAGGGCUUAGUCAAUCAAGCUAGGAAGAUGUUAGAUGAGUACGGGUUCACCGCAAUCAAGCUCAAAGGAGGCGUAUUCGAACCCGCUCAGGAAGUUGCUGCCAUCAAGGCGCUACACGCAGCAUUUCCUGGUCUUCCCCUCCGUCUAGACCCAAAUGCUGCUUGGACAGUAGAGACCUCCAAAUGGGUAGCGAAAGAGCUGGUUGGAAUUGUCGAAUAUCUCGAGGAUCCGACGGGUGAGAUUGAGGGCAUGGCUGCCGUUGCAAACAGUGAUGAGACGACAAUGCCUCUCGCCACCAAUAUGGCCGUGGUCGCAUUCAACCAUCUGCCGCCAUCAGUUGAACAAAAUGCAGUCCAGGUUGUUCUCUCUGAUCACCAUUUCUGGGGCGGCCUGCGCAAAUCGCAACUGCUCGCCGGCAUUUGUGGUACCUGGGGCAUGCGCCUUAGCAUGCACUCGAACAGUCAUCUCGGUAUCUCACUCGCUGCCAUGACGCAUCUGGCGGCUGCAACGACGAAUCUUGAUUACGCCUGCGACACGCAUUGGCCAUGGAAACGACGGGAUGAAGAUGUAGUCGUCGACGGCGCCCUGAACUGGGUGGCUGGUGGAGCAGUGCUGGUACCAAAGACGCCCGGCCUUGGUGUUGAACUUGACAAGAGCAAGCUUGCAAAACUUCACAAACAGUAUCUUGACUGCGGCUUGAGGAAAAGAAACGACACAAUCUACAUGCAAAAGUUCCAGCCAGACUUUACAGCAGCAAUUCCAAAAUGGUGA
This is a messenger RNA of Pestalotiopsis fici W106-1, 1290 nucleotides long. RefSeq lists its product as uncharacterized. NCBI's taxonomy places the organism in Eukaryota, Fungi, Ascomycota, Sordariomycetes, Amphisphaeriales, Sporocadaceae. The transcript has a single exon. The coding region runs from base 1 to 1290 and encodes 429 amino acids. The record is from RefSeq and is a predicted model, not a curated record.